Messenger RNA from Varroa destructor (honeybee mite), 2565 nucleotides. RefSeq lists its product as uncharacterized. Lineage: Eukaryota; Metazoa; Arthropoda; Arachnida; Mesostigmata; Varroidae. The record is from RefSeq and is a predicted model, not a curated record.
UUGUAGUCAUAUUGCUCUAAUGUAACACACGGCUUGCAUUCUGUAAAUAAUACGUAAAAGGUCUUAGUCGCUCUUUACUGUACUCCGUACUACUGACUGGUUUCGCAAUGAUGCUCAGCGUUAGCCUCUGCUAUAGCCUUUACGAGCUUGCUCAUCACGAAGAUGCAUGCAGUCCCACAAAAUCAUGGUAACCCAACGCAUACAAACAGCGCAGUCGCAUAGAGCAAUGCACGUCCGCUCAUUUCUCCCGCCAACUUUACUUACGUAAUUUGAUCAUACAUCGAUCAAAGCGUCGUCUGCCACUAAUCAAUCAUCAACAGGCCUCUAAUGGAUCAUGGCUAAAUUUUGCGUGCCAGAUUCUUCUUGAAUUAAGCGCCGCUACUUUGGGAUAUGUAAACGAGUUUAUAAUCUGUUGUUGUAACAAUUUGUGCACGAUAAACGUAUCGUCAGAGUUAUGUGCCCAGGCGACUGAAGUAGCCUACAAGGUAAGAACAUCAGGACGUCAGCUUUUCUCGAAAUAAGCGGAAAAAAGUAACAGGGUUAUUUACCCAGAGAGAACGUCGGCUGGUUUGUGCACUGGACUAUCGCAAUGCGGCGAGCGACUCAGGUGAUCUUACAUGGACUUCUAAUGGUGUUCAUAUUCGGCCAUUACUCAUUUGGGAAUAAAACCAGGACAUCAGGCGAAUCAGAUUUUUUUCGUUUAUUUUCCUUCUUUGAUUGCCUCAACCAAACAGAGAAAUACCACAUCGUCAAACAUCCUGAUACGAUAUUGAACGAACAGAAGAAGCCGAACAUCACAGACGCUAUGAUACACCACAUGCCCUCGAAGCCGAUGUGUGGUAAUUAUGCCAGCAAUAAAACGAAUGACCUCGGCAAUUCGCCGAAAACGUCGUCCGAAGUGCCAUGGGCACCUAUUCGUAAAAAGCAGACGACAAACGUUGACGUGGCUAUCCGUCUCCGACGUGAGACGCCCGAAGGUAUAGCAGACCCGCAUAGCAUACCGCGAAUGAACUCGGUGGAUGCCAAGGACCGUGUUACUUCACAGGAGGCAUUGGCUCGAUCCACUAAUUACCAAUUCAUAUUGCCAUGGGAUAAAGUACGUAAGGAAGGCAAAAAAGAGAAACUGCAGGACAGAGCUAACGAUUUUGAAUACUACAAUGACGAUGCUGACGACGACGACGACGACGGCGAUGCAAAAAAGGACGAUUCUGCCGAAUCCAAUACGGACCUCGAGGAGCUACAUGACAUGUUAGUGAAUCAUCUCGGCCGCAUGAGUCCUGGUAAUUUGGCUCGUCUUAUGAAUAGGCUCUACCAUGCAACCAAUUUCGAGGGCUCUGAGAUCCAACCAUCGAGAUGAUUACGCCCAUCAAACUGUCUGUAGUUUGUUUUAUCAAACAUUCAUUUGGUAUUUUAAGCCCUAUAUUCUCUUCUUAUUCCGAGCUUGUGUAUUCUUGCAAAAACACCUAAAUAACUGGAAGGUCUUUUUUUUUUUAUUAUUUUUAAAAUAUUGUCCUUUUCAAAACACGUGGAAAUUACGAAAUAAUAUGUUUUCCAUAAUGCCAAUUAUGGGAGAACCGCAAGCAGAUGACUCAUGAAACCGAAAAGAAUUGUGUCACUAGAUAAUCAUCACUGCCAUCUGUCACUUAAUUUGUGACUGAAUGACAGUGCCGGCUGUCAGUCACACUUUUAUCAUUACUGAUAGGAACGUUCAACGUAAAGUGGGUGAGAGCAGUGGCUGCAAAUGAUAGCUCAACAAAUAAAUUCAACCAUACCAAUAAUUAUAUCCAGCUUAAAAGUAAUAAUUCAAACGCUGUACAUAUAUACGAAAGAUAUACAGUAUAUGACAAAUUGCCAGUCCUAAAUGCCUCAUGUACAUGCUAACGGUUUUUGAGUAUGAUUUUUUCGAAGAUGUCGCGAAUAAAUAAUACCUUAUACUAAUGUAGCGCUGUGAUUGAGAAGUUUAACUCGAGGGUAUUAUGUACACGAUGCUUCCAAAAGUGCUACGAAUAUAAAUCGGUCGAAAGCUCACCAAGCUAUCCUUUCUAGGCAUGUUAACUGUAGCUAGCAAAAAUUUGAGAAAAUACGGAUCUCUCGUCCCGACGGACAUGGUCUAACGAUUUGUGAUUGAUUACAUUUGCUGUCCCAAUGAUUCGCGUCUCCAUUGUUGAUUCGUCUUGGGUCAACUGUAAUGGAUGAACUUACCUGUAGUAGAUUUUUUCAUCAUCUUUAUAGAAAUUAAAGCAGGUUCAAACUUCAAAAGAAGGGCCCUUUUCUCGAGUUCUUCAAAGGGUUACCGCCAUCUCGUUCAACCUAACUUGGUGAAUUUAACAACAACAACAAGACACACAGUUCGGCCUUUUCGAAUGCAUCUAAUAGGUCGUGCCUGAGUGCUACCCGGAUAAGCCCUAGCGACAUUCGGAUCAUCUGGAUGGCCGUACCUGUUACCGUUUGCUUGCAAACGUACGAACGCAAUGAGCAACUGGAACCAUUAAACACCAGAGCUACUCUAUAUUUUCUCUAUAUAUAUAUAUAUAUAAAUGCGUAUAAAAUAAUGCGUGUAGUUUA